AUGGAGUUAUAUUCCCUGAAUGACUACAAGCCACCUAUAUCUAAAGCGAAAAUGACCCAAAUUACUAAAGCAGCCAUUAAAGCUAUCAAGUUCUAUAAACAUGUGGUACAAAGUGUUGAAAAAUUCAUCCAGAAAUGUAAACCAGAAUACAAGGUACCGGGCCUUUAUGUCAUUGAUUCCAUUGUACGACAAUCCCGACACCAGUUUGGUCAAGAAAAGGAUGUGUUUGCACCAAGGUUUAGUAAUAACAUCAUUAGCACUUUCCAGAAUUUAUACCGUUGCCCCGGGGACGACAAGAGUAAAAUAGUAAGAGUAUUAAACUUGUGGCAGAAGAAUAAUGUAUUUAAGAGUGAGAUUAUUCAGCCUCUCCUGGACAUGGCAGCAGGGAUUCCGCCUCCAGUUGUCACCCCUGUUUUGACCAGCACUACUGCUGCCAUGAGCAAUACCCCAGGAACUCCAGUGACACCUGUUACUCCAGCCAACGUGGUCCAGGGUUUACCUGAUCCCUGGGUAUCUCAGAUAACAAACACAGAUACUCUUGCAGCUGUGGCUCAGAUCCUACAAAGUCCUCAAGGUCAACAGCUUCAGCAGUUAAUACAGACUCUACAGAUCCAACAGCAGAAGCCACAGCCUUCCAUUCUGCAGGCCCUGGAUGCUGGCCUUGUUGUUCAGCUGCAGGCUCUCACAGCACAGCUUACAGCUGCAGCUGCGGCUGCCAACACCCUGAAUCCCCUGGAGCAGGGGGUCUCCUUUAACAAGAAGUUGAUGGAUAGGUUUGAUUUUGGAGAAGAUUCUGAGCAUAGUGAAGAACCCAAAAAGGAAAUGUCAACUUCUCAACUUCCUCAUGUUUCAGAGUCUGUGAACAAUUCGAUUUUUCAUCAAAUAGCUGAACAACUACAACAACAAAACCUGGAACAUCUUAGACAGCAGCUCCUGGAACAGCAACAGCCUCAAAAGGCAACACCUCAGGAUAGUCAAGAGGGAACAUUUGGAUCGGAGCAUUCAGCAUCACCGUCACAAGGGAGCAGUCAGCAGCAUUUUCUUGAACCUGAAGCCAAUUUGGAUGAUUCCAUAGACAUUCAGCAACAGGAUAUGGACAUAGAUGAAGUUCAGGAAGUGGUAGAAGAGGAAUCCGUCUUUGAGCAAGAAGCAAAAAAAGUGGCUGUUCGUUCCAGAUCUAGAACACGCUCAAGAUCCCGUUCAAGGUCACCAAGAAAACGGAGGUCUAGGUCGCGGUCUGGGUCUCGGAAGCGCAAACACAGAAAGCGAUCCCGCUCCCGCUCGAGAGAGAGAAAGCGGAAGUCAUCACGUUCAUACUCCAGUGAGCGAAGAGCCAGAGAGCGGGAGAAGGAGCGACAGAAAAAGGGACUGCCUGCAGUUAGAUCAAAGACGCUGAGUGUCUGCAGUACGACUCUCUGGGUGGGUCAGGUGGAUAAGAAAGCAACACAACAAGAUUUAACCAACCUUUUUGAAGAGUUUGGACAAAUUGAAUCCAUCAAUAUGAUUCCUCCCAGGGGCUGUGCUUACGUUUGUAUGGUUCAUCGACAAGAUUCCUUUCGGGCCCUUCAGAAGCUUAGUUCUGGGUCAUAUAAAAUCGGGUCCAAAGUCAUUAAGAUUGCCUGGGCUUUAAACAAAGGUGUCAAAACAGAAUAUAAACAGUUCUGGGACGUGGAUCUGGGAGUUACAUACAUCCCCUGGGAAAAAGUGAAAGUGGAUGACUUGGAAGGUUUCGCGGAAGGAGGCAUGAUUGAUCAGGAGACUGUAAACCCUGAGUGGGAAACGGUGAAAAGCGCCCCCGAGCCUGUGAAGGAGCCUGCCCCGGCCCCUGAAAGUCCACCCCCUCCGGUUGAAAAGGAGCCCGCAGUCACACCCCAGGCCCAGGCGGAGGUGUUCCCUCCUCCUGUUGCAAUGUUGCAGAUUCCAGUCGCACCAGCCGUGCCUACGGUUAGCUUAGUCCCGCCUGCCUUUCCUGUGUCAAUGCCGGUUCCUCCUCCGGGAUUCAGUCCACUGCCUCCACCUCCAUUUCUUCGAGCAAGUUUUAAUCCUUCUCAGCCACCUCCUGGUUUCAUGCCACCUCCUGUCCCACCACCUGUUGUCCCACCUCCUGCUAUCCCACCGGUAGUGCCAACAUCUUUAGUGCAGCCACCGUUAUCCAUGACGCCGGAGACUGUGAAGGAUGUUGGUUUUGGUAGCCUUGUUUUGCCAGGUGGUUCUGUUGCCAGCAGCCUCGUGACUCCUGCACUGCCACCUGGAAGUGUCUUUAACCCUCCAAGUAAGCAGGCAGAGCCAGAAGACAAAGGACCUCACCUUGCAGACCACCAGAUUCCUGCUGGUGAAAACCCGAGAGCAGUGAUUCCAAAUGACGUUGCAAGUAGCCCUGUGAUUUUAGGAGGCCCACCGCCCAACGUGACCAACAGCUCUGGCAUGCUGGCAGUCCCGAGACCAAAUGUGUCAAGUAAUUCUGAAAUGCUUGGAGUCCGCCCAUCCCUUGUUUCCAGUAAUUCUGGGGUUAUUGGUGCUCAGCCACCAAAUAUUCUGAAUAACUCUGCGAUUUUGGGACUACAGCCCCCGAGUGUGUCGAGUGGCUCAGGACUUUUGGGAGUGCUUCCUCCAAACAUGCCUACGAACAUGCCUGCUACUUCUGGACUUGUAGGAAUACAGCCACCAAAUGUUCCCAAUCCCCCUGGACUCUUGGGAACACAGCCGCCACCUGGGCCUCAGAACUUACCCCCUCUAAGUAUCCCUGCUCAAAGGAUGCCUCCAAUGCCAAUGUUAGACAUUCGUCCUGGAAUGAUUCCACAGGCCCCUGGACCCAGAUUCCCUUUAAUCCAGCCUGGAAUUCCACCUCACCGGGGGCUCCCUCCCCCCUCAGUACUCGAGCCAGCCCUUCACCCACCACCUCGUGGUCCUUUUCCUCCAGGAGAUCUUUUUGGUCAUCCUGAAAGACCUUUCCUGGCUCCUGGAAGGCAAGGUGUUGACAGCGUUCCUAAUCCAGACAAAAGGCUGCCGCUUGGGAACGAGAACAUUCAACAAGAAGGUGAUCGAGAUUACCGCUUUCCUCCUCUGGAAGCUAGAGAAAACAUCAGCAUGCCUCCUCCGGUGGCUGUUAGGGAAGUUGUCGGGCGGCCUGUCGACCCUCGUGAAGGCCCUGGAAGGCCUCCGUUAGAUGGUAGGGACCACUUUGGAAGACCUCCUGUAGAUAUAAGGGAGAACCUCGUGAGGCCAGGUGUAGAUCAUAUUGGUCGAAGAGACCAUUUUGGCUUUAAUCCUGAGAAGCCCUGGGGCCAUAGAGGAGAUUUUGAUGAGAGAGAGCAUCGUGGUCUCCAUGUCUUUGGUGGUCCCAAAGGUUUACAUGAAGAGAGAGGCCGAUUUCGGCCUGGAAACUAUAGAUUUGAUCCUAGAGGUGGUCCUUGGAACAGAGGAUUUGGACAAGAAGUUCACAGAGAUUUUGAUGACCGCAGAAGACCCUGGGAGAGGCAGAGGGAUAGGGAUGACAGAGAUUUUGAUUUCUGCAGAGAAAUUAAUGGAAAUCGACUUGGAAGAGACAGAAUUCCCAACACCUGGGUCCCACCUCCCCAUGCUCGAGUUUUUGAUUACUUUGAAGGGGCCGCUUCUCAACGAAAAGGGGAUAAUGUGCCUCAGGUUAAUGGUGAAAAUACAGAGAGACACGCUCAGCCACCACCUUUACCUGCACAGAAUGAUCCUGAACUUUACGAUAAACUGGCAUCUUCAAGUGAGAUAAACAAGGAGAAGAGUGACACAGUUGCUGAUAUAGAAAGUGAACCAGUGGUAGAAAGCACAGAAACUGAGGGGACAUAAUCAUCACUCAGUAGGUAAAAGAUACGUUUUGUAAAGUUGUCAUCUCGCUGUAAUAGAUUAAUGGCUGACUGGACCAUAGGUGUUCACUUUUGUCUGCCAGAAUUAAGUUAAUCUGAUGUUCAUGUUCACCUUUCUCUUAAAAUAAUUGUACAACUGACUUGUAUAGACAUUGUUCUUAUUAUGAACAUGGUAGGUAAACUUUUUUUUUUAUUUUUCUGGUAAACUAUAAAUAUUGCCCCAGAUUCUUUUAACUUCAAGGAAAUGAAUAACAGCUUGUCAGAGACUUCCUAUGGAAGAAUGUGGUUUUUAGAUACUACUGCUAGGUUGGAUAUGGUAAUAGAUAUAUUUCAAAAUAGCAAGUGGUGGUAUAUCUAUCUUACCCAUAUCUUUAGGCUGCUGCAGAAUUUUAAGGUAAUAGACAAAGCUGUGAUAUUUUAUGCAAAGACUGGCUCUAGAUACUUUGAGGAGCACAAUACAGAGAUUGAAAAAAGUGGUUUUGUAAAAUCUACACUGUGGUCUCUGUUUCUCCAAAGUAAGUGUCUGUGAUUUGUUCCUCAUACUGCAGUGAGUGAAAAAGAACAAAGAAAACGACAACAAAUAUUAAAAUACCUUUCAUUGUUGGGUGAGUUUUGUUUUUAGAUGCCAAUAAAACUUAUUUGUUUGAUAA
This is a messenger RNA of Elephantulus edwardii (Cape elephant shrew), 4486 nucleotides long. RefSeq names its product SR-related CTD-associated factor 8 (gene SCAF8). The transcript is spliced from 20 exons. The record is from RefSeq and is a predicted model, not a curated record. NCBI's taxonomy places the organism in Eukaryota, Metazoa, Chordata, Mammalia, Macroscelidea, Macroscelididae. Bases 1 to 3819 code for a protein of 1272 amino acids. Gene Ontology annotation, molecular function: RNA binding. Gene Ontology annotation, cellular component: nucleus.